Molecule: messenger RNA, 975 nt
Organism: Penicillium mononematosum
Lineage: Eukaryota; Fungi; Ascomycota; Eurotiomycetes; Eurotiales; Aspergillaceae
Exons: 1
Coding region: 1-975 (324 amino acids)
Source: RefSeq, a predicted model, not a curated record
AUGGGAGAUCUCGGAGAGUUUCUGCAGACAGCUGCCCUUGAGCCCAUGGGACAGGUCUCCGCCGGCCAGAUCCCUAUAGCUCCCAAACUGCUAUUGGUUCCAAAGGGCGAAUCUCCAGGAGAACUCCAUACAAAGCUCCUGGAAGUGACAAGUGCGCUGUUUAUCGCUACGGCAAUUGACGUGGUAGACAAAAAGGCCUAUAACCAACUAGGUACUGCCACACAAGUUGUUGAAGCUUUGAACAGCGUCACAAACACUGCAUACGACAAAUUCACUACGGGGUUUUCAUCCAUGCUGCAAAUCGGACCUGCCCCACGCAUUGCCAUCAAUCGAUCGGUUCCAAGGGCAGACCUCCAUCGCGAAAUCGUCAACGUGCUAUUUGAGGGUGUGGUCGGUACCACCACGAGCGUGUUGCAUGAACUGGAUGACCAACUUACUCGGUUCGUGGGCGCGCUUUCUACUCUUCCCACCGAUAUUCACGACAAGGAUAUGGGGUUCUUUUUCUUCUCUAGCCAGGUGACCCGAGAGAAUAUCGGUGGCCCGAGUAAUCCGUUCUAUUUGGAGACACCUCUGAUUAAAAUGCACCUGGUGCGAAUGAACUCCGAGGUCUAUCAGGAGCUUGUGAAGAAGGAAGACGACUCCUCACCAAAGUUUGAGAAGACACGCCAAUCUUCCCAAGCUACUGCGCAUCCCGCUACUUCCAAGCAUCCGUCCUCUACUCACCCAGAGCAAGUUCCCUUAUCCUGGAGAGACCUGCUGUUCGGAAACCAGAGCCGUCAGAAAGACGAGGGAGAAGAGGAAGACCCUGAUGAGGAUAGUGUGACUCUGAGAGCCGACUAUUUUAUCAUCAAUGGCAAGCUGAAUGCAAGCGCAUUCGACCAACGAAGAGUCCAGUUGGACAGUUUCUUGGAUGGUGUGACAGGCCAAAGUCUCAAAGAAUAUGCAGACCAAACAACGAAAGUACUCUUUGUGUAG